Phytophthora infestans T30-4 is the source of this 1326-nucleotide messenger RNA. RefSeq lists its product as uncharacterized. The transcript is spliced from 4 exons. The record is from RefSeq and is a predicted model, not a curated record. Lineage: Eukaryota; Oomycota; Peronosporomycetes; Peronosporales; Peronosporaceae. The coding region runs from base 1 to 1326 and encodes 441 amino acids.
AUGCGCGAGCGACACGUCAGUGUAAAGCCAAACCUAGCAGUUGCUGAAGUCGCGGAUGCCUCGAUCCGCCGUACACCAAGCAAGAACCGCCUCGCUUUGACACUAGGAGAGAUCGUACCGAUCAAGACGAGGAGGCGUCGCACCGCAGACGGCCGCCUAAUCAGCUACUACACUGAACAACCCUUUACGGAUGCUGUCAUCUUACUUUCCUUGCAGGAACACUACUGCAUCCACUAUGCUACCCUCCGUGAUGCACCAGAUAUGUUCUCAGCUGAGCCUUCUCCCCUAAGGGCCGUUCCGAACCGGGGUCGGAUCGGAUCGCAGGCCGCACGGGGCAACGAGGUGAAGAACACAAACAAGGAGGGUCGUAUCGCGCUACUGAGCGCGUACGACAAGAACAAGAAGGCCAUCCAGAAGAAGGUGCAGCAGCAAAGGAGUAACGUGAGGCGCGGACAAGAAGCGGAGAUGCAACGAACCAAAAAUUGCAUGUUUCGCCUGCUCAACGUGCUGUUUUCGGAGCGCUUUUUUCACGCCUUCCUGACAUAUGGGGACCAGCUCAGCCGGCGCGAGCUCGACCAAGGUGGAUCGACGUUUUGGGAGGAUAUAGCGAAAGCAUUCAGUGAGGACAACGUCGAGUUUGACACGCUGGUCUCCCCGGACGAGCCCAUAUUUGAGGGCAUUCAGCCGUCGCAGACGGUAGACCAUUCGGGCUCCAAACUCCGCAAAAUGUGGCGCGACGUGAGCGGCAAGUUUGCUCGGGCAGAGGCGGGAUCGAAGAAAUCUGGCGAGCAUAGUGAUGACUUCUGGGAGUACUGUGGAGGAAAAGCGGACGUCUUCUCCUUGCACCAUUGGUGCGAGCAUCGGGGUGCUGGUCGCGAGUUCUGCUCAGCAAACAUAUCCUCGGACGAUGAAGACGACUCGCAGAAAGAGGGCACAAGCAGAGCCAAGAAGGGCAACCGUAAGCGUCGAAACAGCUCACAGGCCGAGGUGCUGGCUGCAUUAGCGGAGAGUGUCGGUGCAAUCGCGUCAACGAAUGAGACCAGCGAAGCUCAAGAAGCCACGUGGAAGGAACAAGCUUUGUUGCUGCAUGAUAAGAGGAACUCGCAUCGACUUGGCAUGCUGUCCGAAAUUUUGGAGCGCACUAACAGCAAUAUUUUCGAGCUGAAGAAGCACAUUCAAGAGCACGAAGAUGACAGUGAUGAAGACGAGUUUGGUGUCGAAGGUUUGCUGGUACAGGAGCGUAUGAAGCGCCAAAAACUAAGAGAUCAAAUUCUGGAACUGGAAAGCGAAGUUAUCGCUAACGUGAACGACCAGCAGGUAGUUUAA